AUGCAUUCUACCUUUGGCUUAUUCAAAACUCCUACGCAGGGAUACACUCCCGUUGCCAACCCGUAUCAUGACAAGGAGCCGCGAGGCAGCGGUGAUGAAGAAAUGCUUCACGGUCCUAUUGGGCAGAAAACGCCCAAAAGGUCAUUGUGGAAGGUGGUCGCUCUCUGCUUGUCAUGCGCGGCAGCAACUGCAGUCUUCAGUGCGGUUGCGACCAGAAAGGUCUAUAUCAAGGCUCAGGAACCCUUGAUCAAAACUCCCAUACCCGAUUUCCCUAAGGAGGUUAGAUAUUUCGAAUGGGACUCGACAUACGUUGAAGAACCUAACGAUGAGAAUAACAAAGCCUGGGAUGAUCUCCUACCGGGCGGUCGUGGAUUCGUAUUCGUCAAGGAUAGCGCUUCAUAUGACCUUGAACCGGGACUCCAGAGCAAGUGGGGUGAAAUCUACUCGGUCGCAAUGUUCCACCAGAUGCACUGCCUAGGUGUCAUUCGCCAGAAUUACUGGCGGUUGGUCAGGGGAGUCUUAGAUCGGGACGAGAGUCUUUACCAUGAAGCCGAAGUGAUGAUAGAUACCGCUCACACGGGCCACUGCUUCGAUUACUUCAGACAGAGUAUUGAAUGUUCAGCUGAUAUGUCGCUCGAAUGGCCUCGAACCGAGGAUGAUGGAAGGCGCUUCCAGGUUGAUGGUAGAGGUGUACCUCAUGUCUGCACGAGCAAGUCCGCUUUGAAGGAAUACAUGGACGUGUAUCACUUUAACGGAUCGCGUAUACAUGAUAUCGCUGCUUGA
Molecule: messenger RNA, 783 nt
Organism: Annulohypoxylon truncatum
Lineage: Eukaryota; Fungi; Ascomycota; Sordariomycetes; Xylariales; Hypoxylaceae
Exons: 4
Coding region: 1-783 (260 amino acids)
Biological process (GO): mycotoxin biosynthetic process
Source: RefSeq, a predicted model, not a curated record